Messenger RNA from Dioszegia hungarica, 2448 nucleotides. RefSeq lists its product as uncharacterized. Gene Ontology annotation, biological process: 'de novo' IMP biosynthetic process; tyrosyl-tRNA aminoacylation. Gene Ontology annotation, cellular component: cytoplasm. The record is from RefSeq and is a predicted model, not a curated record. Lineage: Eukaryota; Fungi; Basidiomycota; Tremellomycetes; Tremellales; Bulleribasidiaceae. The transcript is spliced from 13 exons. Bases 1 to 2448 code for a protein of 815 amino acids. Gene Ontology annotation, molecular function: tyrosine-tRNA ligase activity; ATP binding; phosphoribosylaminoimidazolesuccinocarboxamide synthase activity.
AUGGCAGACCUCGAGUUCGAGACCGCCGCACAGGCAGAAACAGCCGGGCCUUCUAUAUCUCUUUCGGCUGAGAAGGAGGCGCAAUUUGAGCGCAUCACGCGGAAUCUCCAGGAAGCGACGAGUACGGAGAUCAUCAGGAAGGUGUUGGCGGAUGACGAGGUCGUGCGGUGUUACUGGGGCAGUGCUACGACAGGACGACCACAUAUCGCCUACUGCGUGCCUCUGUUGAAGAUUGCCGACUUCUUGACUGCUGGAGUCAACGUCAAAAUCUUGCUCGCAGAUCUCCACGCCUUCCUAGACGCCAACAAGUCCUCCCUCGAGACCCUUAAAUGGCGGACAAAGUACUACUCCUUCAUCCUCAAAGCGAUCUUUACGACUCUCGGUGUUCCCCUUGAUAAGCUCGAGUUCGUCACUGGUACGAGCUACCAAUUGACAGCCGAGUACACCUUGGAUAUGUACAAGUUCCACUCGCUUACCACGACCAAAGCUGCGGAACAUGCCGGCGCGGACGUUGUCAAGGCCUCGGAAUCGCCUCUGAUGUGCAGUCUGCUCUACCCGGGUCUGCAGGCGCUGGAUGAGCAGUACUUGGACGUGCACUUCCAAUUUGGCGGUGUCGAUCAGCGCAAAAUCUUCAUGUACGCCGCCCACUUCCUCCCCAAGCUCGGCUACGCCAAGCGCGCCCACCUCAUGAACGCCAUGGUCCCCGGUCUUUCCGGCGGCAAAAUGUCCUCCUCUGAACCCAAAUCCAAAGUCGACUUCCUCGACUCUCCCGCCGACAUCAAGUCCAAGCUCAAGGCCGCCGUCUGCACCCCCGGCGUCGUCGAAGGCAACGGUGUACUCGCAUUCGUCAAGGCGGUGCUCAUCCCUGUUCAAAACCUGUGGAACGAGCAGGCGCGCGAGCGGGGCGAGGCGGACUUUAGAGGGGACGCCAAGAGCUUUAUUACUGGCGACGCACCAAAGGGGACUGUGUUCUCCAUCAGUAGGCCAGAGAAGUUUGGUGGGGAUAUACAUGUGGGGAGUUACGAGGAGCUCGAGGCGAAGUACACAAAGGAGGAGGUGCAUCCCGGAGAUCUCAAGACGGGCGUGACGGACGCGCUGGUGAAGCUUCUCACGCCGAUACAGGAGAUGUUCAAGGCGAAUGAGGAGUGGCAGGAGGCGGAAAGGUUGGGGUACGCUGUGGGCGGGUCGGAGAAGAUUGCGGCGGAGGCUAAGGCGGCUAAGCCGGAGGGCAAGCUGAUUAGCCAGGCGAAGAAGGAGAAAGACGUCCGGUCUGCACCACCAACGGAGGAGGAGCGCGCGGCUCUCCGAGCAAAGAAGGAGCAGGAGAAGCUCGCCAAGCAACAAGCGAAGGAUGCAGCGGCUGGGAAUCAGGUCUCGCCGGAAGAGCUGAAAAAGAGGGAUGCGGCGGCCGCGGCGGUCACGCCGGUAGCGAGUGGAAGUGGAUCUGGGAGUGGCAAAGCUGUUGUCCAGACAGACAUGCCAAAACUCAAGCUGCUCGCCAAGGGCAAAGUCCGUGAUAUCUACGCCAUGCCAGAUGAGGCCGACGCGGACAAGCUGUUGUUUGUCGCUACGGACCGUAUCUCGGCUUUCGACAUCAUCAUGGACAAUGGCAUACCACAAAAAGGCAUCACCCUCACCACUCUCUCCCUAUUCUGGUUCCACAAGCUCUCACAUAUCAUCCCGCACCACGUCAUCUACCCCUCUCUCCCCGACGCGUCUUCGUCGACUCCUUCUUCCACCUCGGACCUACCUGCCGCCCUGGUCGACCCAAAAUCGGCAUGGAAAGAGUUCCCGCGGAGUCUGGACGAGUACAGAGAUCAGCUGAAGGGACGGAGCAUGAUUGUCAAGAAGUGCGAGGUGGUCAAGAUUGAAGCGAUCGUGAGGGGGUACAUUACAGGUUCGGCUUGGGCCGAGUACAAGAAGAGUCAGACUGUACACGGGAUCGAGAUGCCUGCUGGGCUUGUCGAGAGUCAGAAACUCCCCAAGCCGCUCUUCACGCCGUCGACAAAGGCGGAUCAGGGCGAGCACGACGAGAACAUCCACCCGGACAAAGUCAAGGACAUCUGCGGCCCCGAGCUAGCUGCUCAGAUCGAGGACAUCGCUCUUCGCCUAUACACCGACGCAGCAGAGUACGCCCUCGCCCGCGGUCUCAUCCUCGCCGACACUAAAUUCGAAUUCGGCCUCCUCCCCACUCCCAACGGUAAACAGCUUAUCCUCAUCGACGAGCUCCUCACUCCCGACUCGUCCCGCUACUGGUCGGCCGCGGCGUACAAGGAGGGCCAGCCACAAGCGAGUUUCGACAAGCAGUACCUGCGGGACUGGCUCAUUGAGGGGGGAUUGAGGAAUAAGGAGGGAGUGAGUCUGCCGGAGGAGGUUGUUAUCGAGACGAAGGCCAAGUAUGAGGAGGCUAGGGAUCGGGUGAUGGGGCUGGGGCAGUUUGGGAAUUAG